This is a messenger RNA of Dermacentor andersoni, 1480 nucleotides long. RefSeq names its product dorsal root ganglia homeobox protein-like. The record is from RefSeq and is a predicted model, not a curated record. Gene Ontology annotation, molecular function: RNA polymerase II transcription regulatory region sequence-specific DNA binding; DNA-binding transcription factor activity, RNA polymerase II-specific. Gene Ontology annotation, biological process: regulation of transcription by RNA polymerase II. Lineage: Eukaryota; Metazoa; Arthropoda; Arachnida; Ixodida; Ixodidae.
CGAAGAAGCGAGAACGACAGAAUAUAUAUUUUUUUGUGUUCGUGAAAUUAAUAAAUUCAUAAGUUUUCAGGGGCAUUCUGCCUGCUACACCAAACGACGGCAACGCUGUGAAAGUGGCUGAGCAGCCCUUACGAAAGUGGCAUCCGUGAAACGGUCGCAUACGAUGGCACCAUUUUGCAAAAUGGAAGGUCCUACCUGAACCGUGAACUUAGUGGGAGUCAACUGCAGGCAUUAGGGCAGCAGCUCUACAUAAGGCCGCACAGCUCUUAUGGCUGUGCCGGAAGUUUGAUCACUCGCCAGUUUAACAAUAAUGAGUAUGCCCAUAUGGAGUAUUGAGGCGUACAUCUCUGCCCGGACGAAGCGGAACCGCACAUCUAGCGGUUCUAAAAAACAAAAAGGCGAUUAAAUGCACCGUUAAAACGGCGACAGUUUAGAGGCUAAAUUUACUGCAUGCCACUAAACCGUGUCACGUGAAGUGGUACGGUCAAGGGACGGCCCUGCAGCACUCGUUUCGCCAGGGUGCCGCGGUGUGUGUGUGUGUGUGUGUGUGUGUGUGUGAGGGGGGACGUCUAAGCGCUGCAGAAGUGUUCCUCCAAGGGUUGCGUCGCGGGGGCCCUCGGAAGGAGGAGGCGCGGUACCAUAGGCGCCCCCGAGCCCGCGCCCCGGCCGAGGGGGCGCCGUGCUGGCGGCGGCGCCCGGACAGGCCCCUCCUCCGUGGCCGGCCGUGUCGCGGAAGCGGGCGGGGCCGCCUUGGCGCUGGGCCGCCGUGGGCCAGAGCGCCUCCAUGGGACCCGAGCACCAGGCCGCCUCGGCGCAGGGCUUCUCCGUGCAGCGCCUGCUCGACCAGGCGCCCGCCGCAGCCAGCGCACAGCGCGCCAGGUCCACAGCGCCCAGCCGGAGCAACGUUGAGCCUGCCGAGAGCCGCGCGUCCGACGCCGCCCGACGCAGCCGCACCGCGUUCAGCGCCCAGCAGCUGAGCGCCCUGGAGAAGGCGUUCGAGCGCAGCCACUACCCGGAUGCCUUCGCCCGCGAAGAGCUGGCCGCCAGGGUGAACCUCAGCGAGGCACGCGUACAGGUCUGGUUCCAGAACCGGCGAGCCAAGUUCCGUCGCAACGAGCGCAGCGCGCAGCGCGUGGCCCGCGGCGAGGCCAGCGAGCAGCCGGUGCUGGCCGCGCCGCCCCCGCCGGUCGCUCAGCUGGCGCGACUGCCGCCACAGGCGCCCUGGCACUGCGCCGCCUCGCUGCUGCCUCAGCCGCUGCACGGGCCGGCCCGCUGGUGCUAGUGGACGACGGCGGCGCCGGCCGUUCCCCCGACCGUCCAAGCCCGGUGCGCGCUGUACACACCCGGGACUGCGAAAGAGUGCUCACUGACUUGGGACGUGACGGUCGCGCGCGGGGCCAUCAGCUGAGGUGCCGGGAAGCGGAGAAGUUCGCGUUUAGGCGGACAGCUGCGUUUUCAAUAAAGGAUGCUUGAGAGUGGA